CCGGCUUGUCCGUUUCCCCGGAAUAGAAGCCUCAAGCCCCCGAUGCGAACGGAAACCCUAUUCAAACCUUCCCUCCUCUGCCACCAGCUGCCACUGGCAUGUCCCCACGCCGCUGCGAGAGCUUCUUUGUACAUCUUGUCCUGCUCCCCGCGUCCCUUGUCUUCUUCCUCCCCCGCCUUCCUCCACUACAAAUUGCCUCGCCUGCUCUCCAUGUCGCCAGCCACUUCCUCGCACCACUACGAUUUGCUGCUUUGGCUAGCCAGGACAGGGAGACAGGCGCGCGGGAGAUUCGGGUUCUUGGGGGCGCGAGUGGAGUGGAUCGGAUGGUUCGCUGCGCUGCUGACAUGGAGGCGGGUGAUCAGGCGCCGGAGGGAGUCGCGCUGGCGGUGGUGCCGCCGGCGGCCGGCGGGGCUGGCGGCGGCGCUGGGGGAGGGAGGGAGCCGCUGGGCCUGCCGUGCCCGCGCUGCGAGUCCGUCGACACCAAGUUCUGCUACUACAACAACUACACCCAAUCGCAGCCGCGCCACUUCUGCCGGACCUGCCGCCGCUACUGGACGCGCGGGGGCGCGCUCCGCAACGUCCCCGUCGGCGGCGGCACGCGCAAGGCCACCCCGGUCACGCGCCGCAAGCGCCCCGCCAGCACGCCUCCCGCGCCCCCGGCCGGGGCGGGUGUGCCGCUGCCGCCGCCGCCUCUCACGGCGUCGGGGCCCCACGCCGCGCUGCUGCGGCAGUACGGCGGCCUGCCGUUCCCCGCGCCGGCCAUGGCGUUGCCGCUGGCCGCCGUGGACCCCGACCGCCGGCUGCUCGACCUCGGCGGCAGCUUCGGCUCGCUGCUCGCGGCUGCGCCCGGGCCAGACGUCGUCGGCGCUCACUUCUCCGCCGGGUUCCUGGUGGGCGGGCUCGCGCCGGCCCUCGUUCACGCGCCUGGUGGUGGUGCCGCCGCCGCUGCUGGUACUCUUCCCCCGCCGCCGCCUCAGCCGCAGCAGGUGUCUCAAGCGCUGCCGGAGGGCCUCCUCUGGAGCAUGGGGUGGCCGGACCUGUCCAUCUAGGAGGGAGCUCUACCUCUCCGCCGGCGGCGCGCGCAGUGCAACGUCGAUCGGUGCCCCGACGGACCAAUGACUACUGCUCGAUCGUCUCUAAUCUAGCCUUCUCUUUUAGCUCUUCCGUCGUUAACAGUAGACUGUAGCGCUGCAUCCAGGUUAUCUUUUUUGGGAGCCAAGUAAGUGGUCUAGGGAUCAGGAAAGAGAGCUGUUUGUUCUUUUGGAGGUGGUUCAGGAAGAACUGUGAGAGUGAUUUGAGGAUGUAGAUCUGCAUGCUUGUUUGCUUGCAUGAAGACCUGCGAUGCUUGACGAAUCGAUGCUGCCAGCAUCUUACCAGAACGGAUUGCUUGUUUUUUUGGAGCCAGCGAGCUAAUUGUGGCAGUGCUUGUUCGUUCUUGUAUGAUUUUCAUUGCUGCUUGUCAUUUCUUUUUGUAGUUCUUCGGCAAAUACAUCUCUUGUGACUUGCGAUUAA
This is a messenger RNA of Panicum virgatum (switchgrass), 1512 nucleotides long. RefSeq names its product dof zinc finger protein 4-like. The record is from RefSeq and is a predicted model, not a curated record. Gene Ontology annotation, biological process: regulation of DNA-templated transcription. NCBI's taxonomy places the organism in Eukaryota, Viridiplantae, Streptophyta, Magnoliopsida, Poales, Poaceae. The transcript has a single exon. The coding region runs from base 99 to 1049 and encodes 316 amino acids. Gene Ontology annotation, molecular function: DNA-binding transcription factor activity; DNA binding.